Drosophila ficusphila is the source of this 1171-nucleotide messenger RNA. It is a transcript of the gene Bub3, whose product is annotated as mitotic checkpoint protein BUB3. Gene Ontology annotation, biological process: mitotic spindle assembly checkpoint signaling. The record is from RefSeq and is a predicted model, not a curated record. Lineage: Eukaryota; Metazoa; Arthropoda; Insecta; Diptera; Drosophilidae. Gene Ontology annotation, cellular component: mitotic checkpoint complex; kinetochore; bub1-bub3 complex. The transcript is spliced from 2 exons. Bases 126 to 1106 code for a protein of 326 amino acids. Gene Ontology annotation, molecular function: ubiquitin binding.
GCACUAUCGAAAGAGUCACACCUCUAUACAAGACGCUGUGCAAAUUCCACCGCUUUUGCACUUAAACAGUUUUAAUUUGAAUUAUAGGAGUUUUCAAUUAGUAUUCACUCUGCAAUCUUGACAAAAUGCGUCCGCCAGAGUUUAAGCUUGUAAAUCCGCCGGAGGAUCUGAUCUCUGCCGUGAAAUUUGGCCCCAAAUCGAAUCAGUACAUGGCGGCAUCUUCCUGGGACGGAACAUUGCGGUUCUACGAUGUGGCGGCAAAUCAGAUGCGUCAGAAGUUCCUGCAGGAAGCCCCGAUUUUGGACUGUGCCUUUAUGGACAUCGUGCACGUUGUAAGUGGCUCGCUGGACAACCAACUCCGUCUUUUCGAUGUCAACACCCAAACGGAAAGUGUUGUUGGUGGUCACGAGGAGGCCAUUAGAUGUGUGGAGCACGCUGAGUACGUCAAUGGCAUCCUCACAGGCAGCUGGGACAAGAACGUAAAACUGUGGGACAUGCGGGAAAAACGAUGUGUGGGCACCUUUGAACAGAACAACGGCAAGGUUUACUCCAUGUCAGUGAUUGACGAGAAGAUCGUGGUGGCCACCUCCGACCGCAAAGUGCUCAUUUGGGAUCUGCGAAAAAUGGACAGUUACAUCAUGAAACGAGAGUCCUCGCUCAAGUACCAGACCCGCUGCAUCCGCCUGUUUCCCAACAAAGAGGGCUAUGUGAUGUCCUCGAUUGAGGGCCGAGUGGCCGUAGAGUAUCUGGAUCACGAUCCGGAGGUGCAGCGCCGAAAGUUCGCCUUCAAGUGCCACCGAAACAGGGAGCAGAACAUCGAACAAAUUUACCCUGUGAAUGCGCUGAGUUUCCACAACGUUUACCAAACCUUCGCAACUGGAGGAUCAGAUGGCAUUGUGAACAUUUGGGACGGAUUCAACAAGAAACGACUGUGCCAGUUCCAUGAGUAUGAUACCUCGAUCUCCACACUGAACUUUAGCUCCGAUGGAACCGCAUUGGCCAUCGGUUGCUCCUAUUUGGACCAACUGCCCGAGACUCCGGCAACCGUUCCCCAUCCGGCCAUCUAUAUUCGGUAUCCGACGGACCAGGAAACCAAGCAGAAAUAACGUGCCUCGAGAACUCUCUUUAUUACUUGUUUGUGGCGUUAAUAUACAAAUUCUUUCAAACUAAA